CCCCGCCCGCUCGGCUCCGGCGCGGCGGCGACGGCGGCGGCGGCGGCGCUUCCGCCUGGCCGGCCUCGGCCCGGUGCGAGCGGCCGCACGAUGUGGCUGGGCCCGGAGGAGGUGCUGGUGGCCAACGCGCUGUGGGUGACGGAGCGGGCCAACCCCUUCUUCGUGCUGCAGCGGCGCCGCGGCCACGGCAAGGGCGGCGGCCUCACGGGUCUUCUCGUGGGCACCCUGGACGUGGUGUUGGACUCCAGUGCCCGCGUGGCCCCUUACCGAAUCCUGCACCAGACUCAGGACUCGCAGAUCUACUGGACAGUGGCAUGUGGUUCUUCCCGCAAAGAGAUCACCAAGCACUGGGAAUGGCUGGAAAGUAACUUACUCCAGACGCUGUCCAUCUUCGACAAUGAGGAGGACAUCACCACCUUCGUCAAGGGCAAGAUCCACGGCAUCAUCGCGGAAGAGAACAAGAACCUGCAGCCCCAGGGAGACGAGGACCCUGGGAAAUUCAAGGAGGCUGAGCUGAAGAUGCGGAAGCAGUUCGGGAUGCCGGAGGGGGAGAAGCUGGUCAACUACUAUUCCUGCAGCUUCUGGAAGGGCCGCGUGCCCCGGCAGGGCUGGCUCUACCUGACCGUCAACCACCUGUGCUUCUACUCGUUCCUACUGGGAAAGGAAGUGAGCCUGGUGGUACAGUGGGUGGACGUCACAAGGCUGGAGAAGAAUGCCACGUUGCUCUUCCCGGAGAGCAUCCGUGUGGACACCCGGGACCAGGAGCUGUUCUUCUCCAUGUUCCUCAACAUCGGCGAGACCUUCAAGCUCAUGGAGCAACUGGCCAACCUGGCCAUGCGGCAGCUGCUGGACAGCGAGGGCUUCCUGGAGGACAAGGCGCUGCCCCGGCCUACCCGGCCACACAGAAACAUCUCGGCUCUGAAGCGAGACCUGGAUGCCCGAGCCAAGAAUGAGUGCUACCGGGCCACCUUCCGCCUGCCCAGGGACGAGCGUCUGGAUGGCCACACGGGCUGUACCCUGUGGACCCCAUUCAACAAGCUGCACAUCCCUGGCCAGAUGUUCAUCUCCAGCAACUACAUCUGCUUCGCCAGCAAAGAGGAAGACGCCUGCCACCUCAUCAUACCCCUGCGGGAGGUGACCAUUGUCGAAAAAGCCGACAGCUCCAGUGUCCUGCCCAGCCCCCUGUCCAUUAGCACCAAGAGCAAAAUGACCUUCCUGUUCGCCAACCUGAAAGACCGCGAUUUCUUAGUUCAGAAGAUCUCUGACUUCCUCCAGAAAAUGCCGUCCAAGCAGCCCGAAGGCAAUGGUGGGGGAAGGAAAGCCAGCACCGCGGACCCAGCCCCGGAGCACUCCCCAGCUCCUGCAGAGGCCUCAGAUCAGCCCGCCAGCCCCACCACAUCCCUGGGGGGCCGCCAGAGCUCCAGUGUGCAGGAGGCCCCGACCGCAUCGCAGGGGCUGCUUAAACUCUUCCAGGGAAACUCGCCCAUGGAGGACCUGGGGGCCAAGGGGGCCAAGGAGAAGAUGAAAGAGGAGUCGUGGAACAUUCACUUCUUUGAAUACGGGCGCGGCGUGUGCAUGUACCGCACGGCCAAAACGCGGGAGCUGGUGCUGAAGGGCAUCCCUGAGAGCCUCCGCGGGGAACUGUGGCUCCUCUUCUCUGGGGCCUGGAACGAGAUGGUGACGCACCCUGGUUACUAUGCUGAGCUGGUGGAGAAGUCCACGGGGAAGUCCAGCCUGGCCACGGAGGAGAUCGAGCGGGACCUCCACCGCUCCAUGCCCGAGCACCCCGCCUUCCAGAACGAGCUGGGCAUCGCUGCCCUCCGGCGGGUGCUGACCGCCUACGCUUUCCGAAACCCCACCAUCGGCUACUGUCAGGCCAUGAACAUCGUCACGUCCGUGCUUCUGCUCUAUGGCAGUGAGGAGGAGGCCUUCUGGCUGCUGGUGGCCCUCUGUGAGCGCAUGCUGCCCGACUACUACAACACCAGGGUGGUGGGGGCCCUGGUGGACCAAGGCAUCUUCGAGGAGCUCACGAGAGACUUCCUGCCACAGCUGUCCGAGAAGAUGCAGGACCUGGGGGUGAUCUCCAGCAUCUCCCUGUCCUGGUUCCUGACCCUCUUCCUCAGUGUCAUGCCCUUCGAGAGCGCUGUGGUCAUCGUUGACUGCUUCUUCUACGAGGGCAUCAAGGUGAUCCUGCAGGUGGCCUUGGCCAUCCUGGAUGCCAACAUGGAGCAGCUGCUGGGCUGCAGCGAUGAGGGCGAGGCCAUGACCGUCCUGGGCAGAUACCUGGAUAACGUGGUCAACAAGCAGAGUGUUUCUCCUCCUAUCCCACACCUCCAUGCCCUGCUGACUAGUGGGGAUGACCCGCCAGCAGAAGUGGACAUCUUCGACCUCCUGAAAGUGUCCUAUGAGAAAUUCAGCAGCCUGAGGGCCGACGACAUCGAACAGAUGCGGUUUAAACAGAGGCUGAAAGUGAUCCAGUCCUUGGAGGACACAGCCAAGCGGAGCGUGGUUCGAGCUAUACCUGGGGACAUUGGUUUCUCAAUUGAAGAGCUGGAGGACCUUUACAUGGUGUUUAAGGCCAAGCACCUGGCAAGUCAGUACUGGGGGGGCAGCCGGCCCACAGCUGUGCGUCGGGACCCCAGCCUGCCCUACCUGGAGCAGUACCGCAUUGACGCAAGCCAGUUCCGAGAGCUCUUCGCCAGCCUGACGCCCUGGGCCUGCGGCGCCCACACGCCAGUCUUGGCCGGGCGCAUGUUCCGGCUCCUGGAUGAAAACAAGGACUCUCUGAUCAACUUCAAGGAGUUUGUGAUGGGGAUGAGUGGGCUGUACCGUGGGGACCUGACAGAGAAGCUCAAGGCACUGUACAAGCUGCAUCUGCCCCCAGGCGGCGGGGCACGCCAUGUGGGGAGCCGGGCCUGCCCUCACUCACCUUUCCCUCUGAGCACAGCCCUGAGCCCGGAGGAGGCCGAGUCAGCCCUGGAAGCAACCCACUACUUCACCGAGGACAGCUCCUCAGAAGCAUCUCCUCUGGCCUCAGAUCUGGACCUUUUCCUGCCCUGGGAGGCUCAAGAAACACUACGGCAGGAAGAGCAAGAGGGAGGCGGAAAUGACGACGGCCAAGAAAAAAGAGAGGAGAAGGGGACCAGCCCUCCUGACUAUCGGCACUACCUUCGCAUGUGGGCCAAAGAGAAAGAGGUUCAGAAGGAGACGAUUAAGGAUCUUCCCAAAAUGAACCAGGAGCAGUUCAUUGAGCUGUGCAAGACGCUGUACAAUAUGUUCAGCGAGGACCCCAUGGAGCAGGACUUGUAUCACGCCAUCGCCACGGUGGCCAGCCUGCUGCUCCGCAUCGGCGAGGUGGGGAAGAAGUUUUCCGCCCAGCCAGGCAGGAAGCCCAGGGAUGGUGCCCCCGAGGAUGACGAGCCACCAGCCCCUGACCCCGCACAGGACCCAGCCCCGGAGCUUCAGCCUCCAGCUGCCGGUGACCCCCAGGCCAGAGCGGGGGGAGACACCCCCCUCGGGAAAGCGCCCCAGGAGAGCCAGGUGGUGGGUGACGGGGGCAGUGGCGAGGGCCGGGGCUCCCCCUCGCAGCUGCUGUCCGAUGAUGAAACCAAAGACGACAUGUCCAUGUCCUCCUACUCGGUGGUCAGCACAGGCUCCCUGCAGUGCGAGGACCUGGCUGACGACACGGUGCUGGUGGGCGCGGAGGCCCGCAGCCCCCCGGCCCCCACCCGCGGUGGGGGCACCGUCGACACAGACUGGUGCAUCUCCUUCGAGCAGAUCUUGGCCUCCAUCCUGACAGAAUCCGUUCUGGUGAACUUCUUUGAGAAGAGGGUGGACAUUGGGCUCAAGAUCAAGGACCAAAAGAAGGUGGAGAGACAAUUCAGCACGUCCAGUGACCUCGAACAGUCUGGAGUUUCAGGCUGACGGGGACCUGGCCUGUCUCUCCUACUCGCCCCCUCCUCCCUCCUGUUCUGUUUUCUCCCUCAGGACGCACCCCUCCUGUUCUCCCCAGAUGCAGUGAGUUGUAAAUGGAAAAAAAGGCUGAACAGCCCCAGUUGGGCCCAGACAGAGGCUCCCAGCCCCCUCUUCCUGCCUGCCUGGUGGGACCCGCCUCGGUCCCUGUGUCCUGUCAGAGGCUGUCCGUCCUGGCCUGCUUGCCCAAUGCCUCUGUGCCCCGUUCAGUGGCUAGGCCACACGGCACCUUCCACUCUGGCGCGGGUGGGGGGGGGGGGGCGGUCCUGCAGCUGAGCACUCCAGGGGGCUUUCCUGCCAUUUGGCACCAGGCAGGGGAUCCCGUUGGGCAUCAGGGUGCUCCCUAGGAGCCCCUGAGCCCCUGGCUGAGGGACACGGGCACAAAGUGUCUAGUGCAUCGGGGCGGAUGCCGUGCGGGCGUUACUCUAAAUGCUCUUUCAGCUCGUCAGCCUCACCAUUAACCUUAAAAGCACAUCCCUCAGGUCCUGAUAGAUUUCCUUAUAUUCAUUUCAGUUGGCUGAAAAUCACACUGUGCUCAAUGCCUUAAUAAACCCCCGAAAGAAAUCAAUACCAUACUGUGUACAGAGCCUUAAUGUGGCCUCAGCUACUGCUUGGGCUUCUGGCUUCUUCCCAGGCAGGUGGGGGCCCAGGCCAUGUUCUGGAGGUUCUGGGCACUUAGACCCCCACAGGGGUGGGGGUUCAGGUCCCCAGGGAGAAUGAGGGCACAGAAAGUACUGAUGCAGGCCCAGUAGGGCUUGAGCUGACCUCUGCCGAGGGAGAGUCCCAAGUACCUCAGGCACAAACAGCCUGGGUCCAGUGGGUGCAGGUGUUGGCCUGGGCUUGGGCUGCAGCAAGCACUUGGGCUCAGCAAGUUGCUGUGGGGCCACAGGUGACAGGCUGAGCCAUGAGCACCCCCUAGCUUUGUAGCAAGAGCUGAUCAUCAGUGUCUAGCGUUCACCCCUCUCCCCACCGCUAUCACGUGGGGCAUCUCUUCUACUGAAAGAUAAAUCUGAGGGGCGCCUGGGUGGCUCAGUUGGUUAAGCGUCUUCCUUCGGCUCAGGUCAUGAUCCCAGGGUCCUGGGAUCAAGCCCCACUUCGGGCUCCUUGCUCGACGGGGAGCCUGCUUCUCCCUCUACCUGCAGUUCCCCCUGCUCACACGCUCUCUCUCUGACAAAUAAAUAAAUAAAAUCUUAAAAAAAAAAAAAAGGUACAUCUGGGGCUGGGGGUUUUUUCCUCUUUUUUUUUUUUUUUUUUUUGUAAGUAGGCUCCCUGCCCAGCCUGGAGCCCAGUGUAGGGCUUGAACUCACGACCCUGCGAUCAAGACCCUAGCUGAGAUCAAAAGACAGAUGCUUAACCAACUGAGCCACCCAGGUGCCCCUGUUUUUGUUUUUGUUUUUUAAUUUAAUAGCUUUAUUGAGGCAUUAUUUACAUGCCGUAAAAUUCACUCGUUUUGAGUUAUAAUUCAAUGAUUUUGAGUAAAUUUACAGAAUUGAGCAACUAUCACCACAAUGCAAUUUUAGAAAACUUCUAUCACCCUCCUCCCCACGUGCAGCCAAUCGCUGUUCCCACCCCCAGCCCCAAGCAACCGCUAAUCUACUUUCUAUCUAUAGGUUUUGUGGCUGGUUUUUUAAAUAACGGUCUCCAUGAUUUUACCUUGUUCACAACUGCUGGGUCCCAUCUCAAUAAAUGCAGCAAAACAACAUCAAGGAAACUGAAUAACUGCUUUCUUAACAACAACAAAAUGUCGUUAAUCAAUGUAAUUUCAUUCCUAGUAUUUACACAAACUGACUACAUGCUUUGCCAUAAAGUAAUUUCAAAGGGUUCGUAUCAGAAAGACCAUAUUCUUGGCCAUAAUGAAAUUAAGUAAAGAUAUACAUAAAAAUCCCACAAAGUUGGCAGUUUUAAGUCUUAAAUCAUAAUCAAUUAGAUUUAAAUAAUGUGAAAUUUGGAUAAGUAUUUUACAUAUCAUGUAGAAGUCUAAAUGUAAGAAUAUGCCAAAGAAAUUAAACAGAAGAAUAUAAAACAGGAAUCUAGCCUUUCAUAUGAUAAAAUAAUAUACAAAAAUGUACAACAGUACUUUCAUCUAUUAAUCAUUCAACCUGCAAUGACAUUCAAAAUAACCAGAACAGUAACACUAAAAAAUAGGAUAAUACAAGUAAAGCUUUAAAAAUACUUCUCUUCUGUAAGUAAACGUAAUAUUUUAAAACUGCUUACCAAGUGAUGUUAUGCCAAACCAAGUCAAUUUUAUAAUUCCCAAGAAAAGUAUAUGAAUUUUUAAAGAUUACAUAUUUAUUAUAGAAAGGGAAAAAUACAGAAAAGUAGAAAAACAAUUUUCCCAGUAUUUAAGAUUACUCAGUAUUUUUGUGUUUAUUUUUUUGUUUUUUUGGGUUACAGUAAGCGACCAUCUUUUUCAAACCUGAACCCAUACCACAUACGAAAAAAUUUUAAGAUUUUAGAGAGAGUGCAUGCACAUGGGGGGGAGGGGCAGAGGGAGCAGGAGAGAAAGAAUCUCAAGCGGACUCUGUGCUCUCGCUGGAUCUCACAACCCCGAAGAUCAUGACCUGAGCCGAAAUCAAGAAUCAUAGCUUCACUGCUUCACCAACUGAGUCAUCCAGGUGCCCCAUGAAAUUUUUAUUCUGCUCUUCAUUAAGCAUAAAACAUUCUUUUCAGAUGCCUUCUUCUUUCAGCCACAAUAACUCGAACACGUGAAAAUAAAGACCACCCAAAUGAGAACAGGGACUAUAUAUCUAGAGCUUGCUAUAGAAAAGGAGUCAGCCAUCAUUCCUUGCAUUUGGCAGAGACUCAAAGGUAGAGGAGUGGGAAAGCCUUAGCGUGAAAACAAGGGAAGGCUUAAGGUGUGCUCUGAUUAGAGGCUGUUGGCCUGGAAGUGGAUGUUGGCUACCUUAAAAGGGUGUCUUUUUUGUUGGUGUGAGGAGGGUAAUUGGCUUUCUCUGGUUGGUCCUGAGAUGAAGAGGGAAGUGCAGAAUAUAGGGAAAUGGGCAGUUAUUGACCAAGUCCUGUCUGCUCUAGAGGUUGUAGGUUGGCUUGGGGGGCGUUCGGCAUUGCUUGCUAUAAAGGUUGUCAUAUGUGGUCUGGCCACAGUCCGUUUGUAAAUCCAUCCUCUCAUUUUUUUUUAAGAUUUUAUUUAUUUAUUUGAGAGAACCACAAGAAAGCGAUUACGGGGCGGCGGGGGUGGGGGAGAGACGGAGAAUGGGGGCUGGAUCUUAGGACCCCAGGAUCAUGAUCUGAGCAGACGUCAGUUGCUUAACCGACUGAGCCACCCAGGAGCCAGCCCCUCAAACAAUUUUUUAAACUAAUUUGUUUUUUUCUCAUAUAGGCUACUGUGCAAAAUUUGGAAAAUAUAAACAAUUUUAAAUCCUCUAUAACCGUAAACCCUCCACCCCGCUCCUGGAAAUAAAUAAUGCCUGGUUUUACCUAACUCAAA
Messenger RNA from Mirounga angustirostris (Northern elephant seal), 7417 nucleotides. RefSeq names its product TBC1 domain family member 9B (gene TBC1D9B). Bases 91 to 3924 code for a protein of 1277 amino acids. Gene Ontology annotation, molecular function: calcium ion binding. The transcript is spliced from 22 exons. Lineage: Eukaryota; Metazoa; Chordata; Mammalia; Carnivora; Phocidae. The record is from RefSeq and is a predicted model, not a curated record.